AUGUCAAAUUCCAGUGACUCCAGUCCAGGCAACUGGAUCACCGGCAGUUACACCGGGAACAGCGAUGGGGUGAAGAUCACCAUCGCGACCUUUGUCAGUGUCGCGUGGUAUAACGUGCUCGAACUGAUUGUCCUCAUCUUCCUCACCUUCAAGCGCUAUGAGGGCCCCUACUUUUGGAGCAUGCUAAUCGCCAGCGUCGGCAUCCUGCCCUACUCCGUCGGCUACCUGAUUAAAUUCUUCGACCUCACCUCGGCAACAUGGGUCCCCGUCACGCUAUUGACGAUCGGCUGGUGGACGAUGGUAACCGGGCAGUCCUUCGUGCUGUAUUCGCGCCUGCACCUGGUGAUUCAGAACAUCCGCGUGUUGCGCUAUGUGCGGACGAUGAUCAUCACCAAUAUCUUCCUGCUGCACGUGCCCACUACCGUGCUCACCUACGCCGCGAAUUUCUCCAACUCCACCACCUCUGUCGCGGGCUACGAUGUGAUGGAGAAAUUGCAGUUGACAGGCUUCUGUGUGCAGGAGGUGAUUAUUUCGGGCCUGUAUAUGUGGGAGACGAAUCGCAUGCUGCGCUUGAACCAAGACCAUGUCAGCCGGAAGACCAUCAUGCAGUUGUUGGCCGUCAACGUCUCUUGUAUCCUGAUGGACAUCGCGUUGAUGAUUAUCGAGUUCAUGAACUUCUAUAUCUACCAGACCACCCUCAAGGCAACCUUGUACAGUAUCAAACUGAAACUCGAGAUCGCCGUGCUGGGUAAGCUCGUCAACAUCGCCCACCAGCACAUGUGGCGGACCUCUUCAUUCAAUCCGGACGGGGGCCGAUGUCCCUCAUUCGUCGACCCGAGUCGAGCGCUGCAUGAUUUCAACCACCCGGACUCGCUGGCGACCAGCUCCAAUUCGAAGGGUCGGACAUCUGGAACCGAAGGUUUGGAGACGGGCAUUCCAUGA
Messenger RNA from Penicillium olsonii, 942 nucleotides. The record is from the annotation of a GenBank genome assembly. NCBI's taxonomy places the organism in Eukaryota, Fungi, Ascomycota, Eurotiomycetes, Eurotiales, Aspergillaceae.